Perca fluviatilis (European perch) is the source of this 545-nucleotide messenger RNA. RefSeq names its product sodium-dependent neutral amino acid transporter B(0)AT1-like. The transcript is spliced from 3 exons. Gene Ontology annotation, cellular component: membrane. NCBI's taxonomy places the organism in Eukaryota, Metazoa, Chordata, Actinopteri, Perciformes, Percidae. Bases 1 to 495 code for a protein of 164 amino acids. Gene Ontology annotation, biological process: sodium ion transmembrane transport. The record is from RefSeq and is a predicted model, not a curated record.
AUGAGACUGGUUCUUCCUAACCCAGGACUGGAUGACAGAAUCCCUUCCUAUGAGGAUCUGGACAGGAUGGAGAAGGAGGAAGCCGGGGACAGGCCAAAGUGGGACAACAAAGCCCAGUACAUCCUAACAUGUGUGGGCUUGUGCAUUGGGAUUGGCAAUGUGUGGCGAUUCCCUUAUUUGUGUCAAAGUCAUGGAGGAGUUUUUUCAGGUGCCUUUUUUAUUCCCUACGUGAUCCUGCUGGUGCUGGAAGGAAUGCCUCUCCUGCUGCUGGAGUUUGCCAUCGGCCAGCGUCUCAGGAAAGGCAGCGUGGGAGUGUGGAGGGCCAUCAGCCCUUAUCUGACUGGCGUCGGUGUAGCCUCCAUGCUGGUGUCCUUAUUGAUUGGACUGUACUACAACACCUUAAUAGCCUGGAUCUUGUGGUAUCUCUUCAAUUCCUUUCAAAGCCCACUGCCUUGGGCCCAGUGUCCUCUCAAUGACAAUGGGACAGGUAUUUAAAUAUAAAGAGAUUCUUAUUAAGAACUCAAACUCUAAUAAUAAUUACACAC